Molecule: messenger RNA, 3035 nt
Organism: Tuber aestivum (summer truffle)
Lineage: Eukaryota; Fungi; Ascomycota; Pezizomycetes; Pezizales; Tuberaceae
Source: the annotation of a GenBank genome assembly
AUGCAGCGGAAAAUGCUGACCGGAAAGGACGUUGCGGAGCAUAACAGUAAGGACUCUUGUUGGGUCGUUAUUCAUGGGAAGGCCUAUGACGUGACGGAAUUCCUGCCCCAACACCCCGGCGGCCAGGCGGUUAUUCUCAAGCACGCUGGCAGAGAUGCCACCGAGGCAUUCGAGCCAAUUCACCCUCCGGAUAUACUGGAUGAGGUAUUCCCCCCGCCCCAUCCGAAUUCCUUUUAUCGACUUUCUUUCUCCCAUUCAUCGCGCUAAUUUUCGGGGAUGCCAGUACCUCGAUCGGUCCAAGCACCUCGGCGAAGUGGACAUGUCCACAGUAACGGCGGAGAAGCCCUUCGACCCGGACGAGGAAUCCCGACAGCAGCGCAUCGCUUCGAGGCCUCCGCUGGACCAAUGUUUCAACCUGCACGACUUCGAGUCCGUUGCCAGGCAGGUGGUGAAGAAGGGCACCUGGGCCUACUACUCCUCCGGAGCCGAUGACGAGAUCACUCUGAGGGAGAAUCACUCUGCCUACCACAAGAUCUGGUUCCGCCCGCGCGUUCUCGUCGACGUGGAGAAGGUGGACUCGAGCACUACCAUGCUCGGGAGCAAGUGCGAGGUGCCCUUCUACGUCACAGCCACCGCGUUGGGGAAGUUGGGGCAUCCGGAGGGGGAGGUGGUGCUUACUAGGGCUGCUGGUGGUCAUGGUGUUAUUCAGAUGAUACCUACCUUGGCUUCCUGCAGCUUUGAUGAGAUUGUGGAUGCGAGGAGGGGGGAUCAGGUUCUGUGGUUGCAACUCUAUGUGAACAAGGAUCGUGAGAUUACGAAGAGGAUUGUGCAGCAUGCGGAGAAGAGGGGAUGCAAAGGGCUGUUCAUUACGGUUGAUGCCCCGCAGCUUGGCCGUAGAGAAAAGGGUACCUCGCUUAUCCCUUUACAUGUCGAUUGUUCCGCCUGAUGCUAAACUCUACAGACAUCCGCACCAAGUUCGACGGUGCGGCCUCCGACGUCUUAAGAUACAACCCAUCCGCCAUCGACCGCUCGCAAGGCGCCGCGCGCGCGAUUUCCGCUUUCAUAGACCCAAGUCUCUCCUGGAAGGACAUCCCGUUCUUCAAAUCCAUCACGAAAAUGCCCAUUGUCCUCAAGGGCGUUCAGCGCGUCGAAGACGUGAUAGCGGCCAUAGAGCACGACAUCCCUGCCGUCGUUCUCUCCAACCACGGUGGCCGUCAACUCGACACGGCUCCCAGUGCCAUCGAGAUCCUCGCGGAAGUCAUGCCCGAACUCCGCCGCCGCGGGCUCCAGGACAGGAUAGAGGUGUACAUUGACGGCGGCGUGCGACGCGCGACCGACAUCAUUAAAGCCCUCUGUCUCGGCGCGAAGGGCGUCGGCAUCGGCAGGCCGUUCCUGUACGCCAUGAGCGCGUAUGGUGAGCCGGGUGUGGCUCGGGCGAUGCAGUUGCUCAAGGACGAGUUCGAGGUUGGAAUGAGACUUGUCGGUGCUAAGAGUGUGGAUGAGCUGGGGCCAGAAUUUGUGGAUGCUAGGGGAAUCGGUGUGCACGGCGUGCCCACGCCCGCGGAUUUUCUGUCGUCUGAUGUUUACGAUAGGUUGGUUUUGCCGGCGUUUGCGGUGAAGCCGAAGUUGUAGCUGGCUUUCCUUGCCGGGUGCUUCCUUCCUUCCUUCCUCCUUUUUCAUUUUUCAUUUUUCAUUUUUUUUUUGGGUUGAAUUGAGUUGGAUUGGAUUGGAUUGAAGUAGUAGAUGAGCGAUGGGAUUUGCAUGUAUAAUAUUACUGCCGCAGAAUGCAGAAAUCACUUGCCGUAUUAUUCAUACCUUGUCCAACGUCUGAUUCGCCAAACGAUUUCCUACAGUUUCUGCCCUUUCUUCCGUGGCACUUUUGUCCCGGAUAGCGGUGCUUCCCCAGUGGUACGAUGGAAAAACCCGCACAUCUCAUCAUUGAUUCCCACCAUAACCACUACCUAUGUACCCGGCCGGCCUCUUUCUCCCACCCUUUCGAUUUGAUUUUACCGAAAGUAGAGAACGAAUGAGCGAACAGGUGGGGGUGAAUACAUGAAUUCAGAAACCUCUCGGUAGAGUACGAGUACUGUACACUUGCAAAAAGCUCUGGUCUUGUUUUUUUUUCAUUUUUUAUUCUCAUCUCCUUCCCUUUUCGGUAGAGGUACAUCACACGGCGUUAUAUCCGGCGGAUACCGUAUAGUUAUCAUACGAUGGUCGACCUUUUUGAUCCACGGAGGCUCACGGCAAGUGUUUGAGGUCGUUGCAUCACCCGACGUGAGAUCUACCGCGUGCCGAUUGUUUUUUUCUUUUCUUUUCUUCUUCUCUUCUUCUCUUUCCCCUCGGGGUGAAGUCCUGGAUACCGUAGCGUGGGGUUUGGUUAACUUAAGGGUAAUAGUGUGUCGGCGAGUGUGGGUUGUUGUUGUUCUAGAAGGGAGGGGGGGAAAGUGCAAAGUGAGGUAUUGUACCGGUUACUCGGGGUGAUAAUAAUGUAGACUAAGGGGGUAGGUAGGUAGGUAACUUGGAUUCGUGACUGGCAGGGCUGUACUCGUACUGGUACUGUACAAGUCGGUGCAUAUCGUGAUCUCUAGAAAUAAAAAUGUAUUAAAAAGAAGGAGGAUGGGAGGGAAUGUGCCGAGUGAUCAAAUGGAGUAUCAUACCAUACCGGUCAUUGGUACUGUAUCGUAUCGUGGCGGGAAUUACGCGAACGGACGCACCUUAUUAUCACAGCAUAGAUUUCCGGAUUUUUUAUUUUUUAUCAUAGGGAAGGGCGGCGGUUGGGUGGGUAUGAUAGGAAAAGUGGGUGAGUGAGGUGGCGAAUCCCAAGCGCGCUUGAAAGUGUGAUGUGAUAAAUGGAGUGAGUCACGGGGUGUUACUUGAAGGGAGUUUUGUGAGCCUUUGGAGGGUACCGUACGAGGAGGAAGGGGGUUUUUUUUUGGAAAAUGUUCUCUGGUGUAAUGGUGCUUAUGUUACAGUGCCGGUAUGAUAGCUGCGAAUGUGAAAUCUGACUUGGAGGGGAUUGGAUAUUUUUGAUUGCC